GACCUACGUAGCACACACAACACGGAAGCACUGGAUUAACGUCCCGUCAGCUGGUCAACCGGGAGCUCGGCGUUCGCGUCAAACAAGGUCUCCCAUGUGAACGGUCCGGGCCCAGAUGGGAGUUUUUACGUGACGGUGCUCAGUCAGUCGGUCCCGUCGGCACUCAAUGGAAGCUCCGGUCACAGCCCACCCUACUCCUCCUCCUCCCAACUCCUCCCCGGCGGUCCCGAUGCCCCUGCAUCCGGCCGUCGCCCCGUCGGUCCAGCUGGGCUUCACCGUCCUCUACACCGCCCUGUACGGCGCUCUGUUCCUGGCGGUGUACGCGCAGCUCUGGCUCCUCUACCUCUCCAGACACAAGCGGUGGAGCUACCAGAGCGUCUUCCUGUUCCUCUGCCUGCUCUGGGCCGCGCUCCGCACCACCCUGUUCUCCUUCUACUUCUGCGACGCUCUGGAGGCCAACCACCUGACGGCUGCAGUCUACUGGCUGCUCUACUGCUUCCCCGUCUGCCUGCAGUUCUUCACUCUCAGCCUCAUCAACCUGUAUUUCACUCGGGUGCUCCUCAGAGUGAGAGAGACGUACCGCUCUGACGUGGACAGAGGAGUGCUGUUGGCGCGGUGCGUGUACGGCGGCCUGAGCGCCGUCUUCCUGUGUGUCAACGUGGCGUGCGCCGCCCUCGAGGUCAGAGGCGGCGGCGGCGGCGAGUCGGGGAAGCUGACCUGGAAUCUGGUCUUGGUCCGAGUCCUGGUCAACGACCUGCUCUUCAUCCUGGACGCGGUGCUGCUGGCCGCCUUGCUGCUGCUGCUGACCAGACACUCGCGCUCCACCAGCCCCUACCUGGUCAGCAAGGGCACCACGGUGUGCCGCACAGCGACCCUGGGAGUAGCAGUGAUCCUGCUGUUUGCCAGCCGCGCCUGCUACAACCUGACGGUGCUCAUUCUGUCCCAGAGCCGACGGGUGGAGUCGUUCGACUUUGACUGGUACAACGUCUCUGACCAGGCUGACUUGCAGAGUGAACUAGGCGACAGGGGCUACAUGGCCUUUGGCGCCAUCCUCUUCAUCUGGGAGCUGCUCCCAACCAGUCUGCUCAUCCUCAUCUUCAGAGUGCGCCGGCCGGCUCAAGAGACCGGCAGCAUGGCCGUCAACAACAGGGCCGUACCUCGUCCCUAUUUCUUUGAUGACCCUCAAGGCAGCGAUGAACACGGAGCGGUGCCCUGGGCUCGCGGUUCACAGCCACACUCGAGCUGGUACGGCGCGGAGACGGCUCCUCUGCUGUUUACCAGCAACCCUCCAGACCAGAACCACCAGCACCACUCGUUCUACUCCACCCCCCAGAACUGACCUCCACUUCGCCCCCCCCCAUGGGACUCGUCUCAAGGGCAGACCGCCCCCGGCUGCCAGCCGGUAGAACCCUCCCACUGUGGACGUUUUUUUUUGCACUGAAUACCUCAGGAAUUAAUCAACAACCUUGUGAAUAAGCACCUUGUAGUUUUGGAAAAGAGAAUAUUUGGAUUUCUUUUUCUUCUCCUUUUUGGCUCAAAAAGAACAAACUUGGUGGGAGAAGAGCCACGACAGACAGAACACUGAUCAGUGAUCUUCUUGUAAACGAUAAUGUGUUUAGCUUAUUUAAAAAUAAUUCAUUGUUUUAUCGUUGAUGAACUAGCUCUUACAAUUACCUGAACAAUUUCAACUUUUUGCUUCGCAAGCAUUCCUCAUUACACUAGAAAGGUGCACUCAGAAGACUGCAGAUCCCUGCCAGGUGGUUCUGACCCCCCCCCCCCCCCCGCUCUAGACAUCAACGGGUUAUAAGGCGUAAUCAAACACGCUUAAAAUAAAUUAUUAAUGCAGAUAAUUCUUCCCAAAAAAAAGUAGACUGUCGCACAAGUGGUGGUAGUGUACCGGUAGUUCAGUGAGCUGUUAAUUCUCAAACGAUAUUAGUGUGCAGCCUGUAAUCUCCUCACCUAUUGAGAAAUAUAACGGGGUUUCCUGCAGCAGAACGCAAGAUUAGCCGUGGACAGAAACAGGUGCACACUCGCGACUAAUCGCAUUAUCCCCCUGGCUGAGGUAAUAACUCGGUUCAUAAGCCUUGGAAACGACCACGGACCAAUAUUACUGUAUUAAGCGUAUAUGAAAUAUCGAUAUUAUCAAUGCGUCACUUUUGGUAUUCCAUUUCUUUAAGACCAGUAAAUUACUAAAUAAUUCCGCAUCAGCAGGUUGUCUCUUCUCAUCUCGCAGACACAUCACUGCAGGCAUUCGCUGUCUGCCAUCUUGUUUCGUAUGUCUCUUUUGCAAAGAGUUUAAUCAUUAUUUUAAUUUAAGUUGCUUUUGAUUUCUUAUUUCCGUCCCGUGUAAUUGUAUUUGUGUACUUAACUUAUUUUCAUAACUAUUGUCCUUUUUUAAUUGGAGCUAAAAAUCAGAUGUGAUUCUCUCGUCUUUACUGGGAUGAGGCUUCCUCGAUAUUUACUAUGUAAACAUUGAACCAAUAAACAAAACCUAACUGAG
Pseudoliparis swirei is the source of this 2500-nucleotide messenger RNA. RefSeq names its product G protein-coupled receptor 137 (gene gpr137). The coding region runs from base 167 to 1339 and encodes 390 amino acids. Gene Ontology annotation, biological process: positive regulation of TORC1 signaling. Lineage: Eukaryota; Metazoa; Chordata; Actinopteri; Perciformes; Liparidae. The record is from RefSeq and is a predicted model, not a curated record. Gene Ontology annotation, cellular component: lysosomal membrane. The transcript has 8 exons.